Aquila chrysaetos chrysaetos is the source of this 3372-nucleotide messenger RNA. It is a transcript of the gene NT5C2, whose product is annotated as 5'-nucleotidase, cytosolic II. Gene Ontology annotation, molecular function: 5'-nucleotidase activity. Gene Ontology annotation, biological process: IMP metabolic process; adenosine metabolic process. The transcript is spliced from 18 exons. Lineage: Eukaryota; Metazoa; Chordata; Aves; Accipitriformes; Accipitridae. The record is from RefSeq and is a predicted model, not a curated record. Bases 129 to 1841 code for a protein of 570 amino acids.
CCCGGUCCCUGCCGCCGGGAGGGGCGGGGCGCGGGGCGCGCCUGCGCAAUGCAGCCGCCUGGGCGCUGCGGCAGUUGUGCGGGGUAGUUCUUCCGAGCGCGGCAGGAGAAAUAAAUAAGCAUUUGAAGAUGACAACCUCAUGGAGCGACCGACUCCAGAAUGCAGCAGAUCUCCCUGCAAACAUGGAUGGGCAUGCUCUGAAAAAGUACCGUCGGGAAGCCUAUCACCGGGUCUUUGUAAACAGAAGUUUAGCCAUGGAAAAGAUAAAGUGUUUUGGUUUUGAUAUGGAUUAUACACUUGCUGUGUAUAAAUCCCCUGAAUACGAAUCUCUUGGAUUUGACCUGACCGUAGAAAGAUUAGUUUCCAUUGGAUACCCUCAUGAGCUGCUCAAUUUUGUGUAUGAUCCUGCAUUCCCUACCAGAGGCCUGGUGUUUGAUACCCACUAUGGAAACCUGUUGAAAGUUGAUGCCUAUGGGAACCUCCUAGUGUGUGCACAUGGCUUUAAUUUCCUCAGAGGGCCUGAAACACGGGAUCAAUAUCCAAAUAAAUUUAUCCAGAGGGAUGACACAGAUAGGUUUUACAUUCUGAACACGUUAUUCAAUCUACCAGAGACCUACCUAUUGGCUUGCCUAGUGGAUUUCUUUACUAACUGUGACCGGUACACUAGCUGUGAAACGGGGUUUAAAGAUGGAGACCUCUUCAUGUCCUUCAGGAGUAUGUUCCAGGAUGUCAGAGAUGCUGUUGACUGGGUUCAUUACAAGGGAUCACUCAAGGAAAAGACCCUUGAGAAUCUGGAAAAGUAUGUGGUGAAAGAUGGGAAGCUGCCACUGCUGCUCAGCCGCAUGAAUGAAGUUGGGAAGGUGUUUCUCGUCACAAACAGCGACUAUAAAUACACAGACAAAAUCAUGACUUACUUGUUUGACUUUCCACAUGGACCAAAGCCUGGGAGUGCCCAUCGACCAUGGCAGUCCUACUUCGACCUGAUCCUGGUGGAUGCGCGAAAACCCCUCUUCUUUGGCGAAGGCACUGUGUUGCGGCAGGUGGACACGGUGACCGGGAAGCUGAAGAUUGGUACCUACACUGGCCCGCUGCAGCAUGGCAUUGUGUACUCAGGAGGCUCUUCGGACACAGUCUGUGACCUGCUGGGUGCCAAAGGGAAGGAUAUCUUGUACAUCGGAGACCAUAUCUUUGGAGACAUACUCAAAUCCAAGAAGCGCCAGGGCUGGAGGACCUUCCUGGUGAUCCCGGAGCUGGCGCAGGAGCUGCACGUCUGGACAGACAAAAGCGCCCUUUUUGAAGAGCUGCAGAGUCUGGACAUUUUCUUGGCCGAGCUAUACAAGCAUCUGGACAGUAGCAGCAAUGAACGCCCUGACAUCAGCUCCAUCCAGAGACGCAUUAAGAAAGUGACCCAUGACAUGGACAUGUGCUACGGGAUGAUGGGGAGCCUCUUCCGCAGCGGCUCUCGGCAGACCCUGUUUGCCAGCCAGGUGAUGCGCUAUGCUGAUCUCUAUGCAGCCUCCUUCAUCAACCUCCUCUACUACCCCUUCAGCUACCUCUUCAGAGCCGCCCAUGUCCUGAUGCCACAUGAGUCCACGGUAGAGCACACACACGUCGACAUCAAUGAGAAGGAGUCGCCGAUGGCCACGCGCAAUCGCACCUCAGUGGAUUUUAAAGAUUCUGACUACAAGCGGCAUCAACUGACCCGCUCCAUCAGUGAGAUCAAACCGCCCAACCUCUUCCCCCAGGCACCUCAGGAAAUCACACAUUGCCACGAUGAAGAUGAUGAUGAGGAAGAGGAAGAGGAGGAAGAAGAGGAGGAAGAGGAAGAGGAAGAGGAAUAAGAAGGAAAAAGCAAAGCAUCUCUGAAGACAAACCGUGACUCUAGCAGUGAUCAGGAGCAGAUUCCUUUGUUGGGGCCCUUGGGGUGAUGGGUUGGGGGGGGUGUGAUUCUUGCAAAGGCACAUUUUGAAAGUGUCUGGAAACUUUUAACAAACAAAUUAACACUAAUUAGGAGGAGACCCUUGUUUUCAGUUUUGCAGACGGUUCAAAAAGCUGAUGGAUUCUGCCUGGGUGGUGCAUUCAGACUGGAGUGCCCACCUGUGCUGUCAUGCUGCUCCCAUUACAUUUAGGGAUGCUGCAUGUUUCUUCCUUUCCCAUGAUGUGUUUCAUCUGAUUUUCAUUUGUACAGUGUCCUGUGAACGGUUUUUUGCCAUUUGAUACAUUCGCUGUGGAGAAGGAAGGGAUGUGCUGGGCCCUGCAGGAGACAAAAUGAUCCAAAUCCUCCUGCCCGUUGAGGUUGCUGCCCUUAACCCUCUGCUUCUGGGUGACAAACUGCCCCCAUCCCCGUGUUAGCCAGGGUGUUGCUGUGGCUUCCAGCACUCAGUUUACCCUCUGCUUGGUGCGAGUUUGUGUAAGUAAGUGGUUCGAUUACUCCGGCUGUCACAGAUGGCGGUGGGAUUCCAGCUCUUCCAUAUCUGCAGCUGUACACAUCUCGGCUUGUAGAUACUUGUUAUCCUCUCCCAGUGUUUCAAAGCUGUCUUUCAUCAUUGGCAUGUGAUGCAUGAUUUCCAACGCAUUUCUCAAACAGCUGAGCCGUACACUGUGUUCUCAACUCCUGUAGUUUCAGCAGUAAAUAUUAACCCAGGAGCUUGAAGCUACUGCUUUAGCAUUACGUUAGUUGGUUUGUUUUCCUACUGCCUAUUACUGACCUUUCUGUCCACUCAGCUUUAAGAAAGUGAAGCAUCCCAAAGACAAACCCAGCUGCCAUCUGGAGUGAAAGGGCCUGUUAUUCCAGGGUGCUGCGGGCCACGUGUGUCUGCCCUAGCGGAGGAAACUGGCACAUGCCACAGGGCCAGCCCUGUGGUGGGAGCUGGGAAACUCCACUCCAGCUGGCAGCUUCCCUUGUCUUCGGCCUGGCACAGAGCAAGCACCAGCCUCAUCGCAGGUUGCGGUGGGCAAGCCCGCGUCCCUGGCCAAGGAGGGUGGCGGCUGCAGGCUGCCGUGCGGGGACCGGGGGUGUCCCCCGGUGAUGGGCAAGCGGUCCUUGUGCCUGAAAGCCAGCCCGGGGAAGGCGCGGGGCCGGCGCGCAACUGGGCAGCAGCGCCCUGCGGUUUUCCUCUGUGUUAUGGGUGCAGCCUCUCUUACUCCAGCCUGUGCCGUUCGCUGUGAAGGGAUUACAACAAGGGCCCUCUUGUAACGAAUUUGACUGUUGUUUCAGUACCAUAAACUCAUUUAAUCCUUUUCUUUUUCCAUUUUAAAGUACCUUAGGAGAAAAUAAAAAAAGAAAAACCACACCACCAACAUCUGAGCAGGAAACACUGCUGCUGUAGUGGCAGUUGUUAAAGUCAAUAAAUUGAUGAUGUUUCUAAGAAA